AGCGCGCAUGCGCGCGGCCGGGCAGCCUGGGCAGCGGGUCCUGCUAGCAUCGGGCGGCGGUGUUCGGUGCUGCCAGAAACAGCGUCGGCGGCUGCUCCAGACACCGGUGGCGGCGGCGGCGGCGACCCCGCAGCAGGCGCAGAGAUGUGGCCCCUGGUUGCGGCGCUGUUGCUAGCUUCGGCGUCCUGCGGAUCAGCUCAGCUACUAUUUAACAAAACAAAAUCUGUAGAAUAUACCGUGUGCAAUGAGACUAUUGCCAUCCCAUGCUUUGUUAUUAAUAUGGAGGCAGAAAACACAAAUGAAGUGUUCGUGAAGUGGAAAUUUAAAGGAAGAGACAUUUACACCUUUGAUGGAUCUUACAAUCGUUCCACUCACGACUCUGCUUUUAAGACUUCAAGAAUCAACAUCUCAGAAUUGCUAAAAGGAGAUGCCACCUUGAUGAUGCAUCAGAGUAAUGCUGUGGCAGGAAACUACACUUGUGAAGUAACGGUAUUGAGCAGAGAAGGCGAAACAACCGUAGAAGUAAAAUACCGUGUUGAAUCAGCACAGACCAGCAAGAGGCCUUGCCCUGUCCACACCUCUCGAGAAAAUGCCCAAGAUUCUGGACUCGAUGGGGAACAGACUUCCACACCUCGGGUGUCAUGGUUUUCUCCAAAUGAAAAUAUUCUCAUUGUUAUUUUCCCAGUUUUUGCUCUACUUCUGUUUUGGGGACAGUUUGGUAUUAAAACACUUCAAUAUAGAUCCGGUCGUAUGGACGAGAAAACCAUUGGUUUACUUGUUGCUGGACUAUUGGUCACCAUAAUCAUCAUUGUUGGAGCCAUUCUUUUUGUCCCAGGUGAAUAUUCAAUAAAGAAUGCUACUGGACUUGGUUUAAUUGUAACUUCUACAGGAUUAUUAAUAAUACUUAACUACUAUGUGUUUAAAACAGCUUUUGGGAUUACCUCCUUCGUCAUUGCCCUACUGAUUAUUCAAGUGCUGGUCUAUGUACUUGCUGGGGUUGGACUGAGUCUAUGUAUUUCAGCUUGUACACCAGUACACGGCCCUGUCCUGAUUUCAGGUUUGGGUAUCUUUGCUCUAGUACAAUUACUUGGAUUAGUUUAUAUGAAAUUUGUGGCUUCCAAUCAGAAGACCAUACAACCUCCUAGAAAAGCUGUAGAAGAACCCCUUAAUGCAUUUAAAGAAUCAAAAGGAAUGAUGAAUGAUGUGCCUGCCUUGUCAGUGAAUGAGGUUUGAGAAUAACUGAUAUGAAGUGAUGGACUGUGAUUUGAUUGAGAGGAAUACACUUGUGUUUAAGCACCAUGGCCUUGAUUUAUCGUUGGGGAGAAGAAACCAAGCGAAGUAACCAAGAGAAGGUUGUCAUUAUGGGAGAAAAAAGUCCUUGACCCUCAAGUGAUUGUUACAGUUAAAUUUUUAUUCAAAGCAACUGUCAUUUAGUUAAUAAAAGAAUUAUAAUGUGUUGUGUGCCCAAUUAAGAUCCAGUUUUUGUUAUUUUUAUUUAAUUAGGGCCAAAAGUAGAAUGGGCAGCUUCCAAGAAUGAUGCCUUUAAGAUCCUGGGACUUCUGGACUCUAGGUCACCAGUUUAGCUUAGUUCAGGGUGAAAAGUAUGUCACAGUAACCUGGUGGUUAUCCAGAGCUAUCAAUGAAAAACAGUGGCUUCCAUCAAACCUUAGCAAACUCAGGUUCACAACAGCUUUGUCAAUUAUAGAAUAAUUCAGCUAUAUUAUUAGCUGAAUAAUGUGUCUGCCACUUUGGGGCCAAGGGAAGAGUGAAUUAAGUACUGACAGGAAUUUGAUUGGGCACAUGUUGUAUGUUACAUACGCGUGAUGUGGUAUUGAUGGAGAUAGUGGUCUUCAUUCUUGGGGGUUGCCUUUCAUACAUUCCCUGUUCAACAUACAGUGUAAUAAAUCCUUUGCAGAUUUAGGAUACUUUGAUCGACAGAUGUGUUUUUCUUUCAUUCACACAACUCUUUAAACCCUGUCUUGUCCUGCUGUUAUUUGCUUCUGCUGUACAAGAUGUAGCACCUUUUCUCCUCAUUGAACAUGGUCCAGUGACACGGUAACAUCAGUUGCAGGAAGGAGCCAGACUUGUUCUCAGAGCACUAUGUUCACACUUUUCAGCAAAAAUAGCUAUGGUUGUAACAUAUGUAUUCCCUUCCUCUGAUUUGAAGGCAAAAAUCUACAGUGUUUCUUCACUUCUUUUCUGAUCCAAGGCAUGAAAAAGCAAGAUUGAAAUUUGAACUAUGAGUCUCCUGCAUGGCAACAAAACGUGUGUCACCAUCAGGCCACCAGGCCAGCCCUUGAAAGGGUGGUUUUAUUACUGUUGUAUCUGUGUUGCAUGAUGAACACUCAUCACCUUCCUCCUGUAGUCCUGCCUUGUACUCCCCUUCCCCUAAGAUUGAAAAAUAAAACAAACCCACAUUUCCUAUCCCAGUUAGAAGAAAAUUAACGUUCUGACAGUUGUGAUCGCCUCGAGUACUUUUAGACUUUUAGCACUCGUUUUACCUCGUUUGUGGAUGUCUGUUUGUAUGUGCGUAUGUAUAAGAUAGGCACAUGCAUCUUCUAUAUGGACAAAAGUGGGCUACCUACAGGAGAGCAAAGGUUCAUUUUGUGCUUUUAGUAAAAACAUUUAAAAAUAAAGAUCUUUAUUGGCUGGAAUUCUAUUUCAUGCAAAUAUUUGAUCACUUAAAACUUUAAAAAACUUCUAGGACAUUUGUCACGCUUUUUGACUGCUCACCAAUACCCUCUAAAAAUACACAAUUCUUCCUGUUUGUGUAAUAAGACAUCCAUAUUUAUAGUUGCAUUAGUAGUUAUUUCUCAGUCCACUGACUGUUUCCAUGUGCCUCUUUUAUGCUGAAUUAAUCGUCAUAUUUCAUGUUGGGACCAAGUGGUUUGCCCUUGGCAAACCUAAAUUUAUGACCUGCUAAGGCCUCUCCAAAAACUGAAUACACUAGCAAGACUGCUCUUCUUAAAAAUAUAUAUAUAUUUUUUCCCUGAUUAUGUAUCUGUUCAAAAUAUUAGCAUGUGUAGAGGGAGCUGUGUUCCUUUAUACAAAGCUGAUGGCUUGUGCUGAUCUUUUUCCUUCUGAAAAAUUUACAUUUUGGUAAUAUGGUUUGCUACUUUAGAAAUUGGUUUUAAUGAAAGGAGGAAAAAAGCAGAUGGACUUGAAAAAGAUCCAAAUUCCUAUUCUCCAUUAAGAAAAUCAGGUAUGAAAAUCUUUAUAGUAAAAUUUUUUACAAACUAAAAUGUUACCUUUUAAUAUAUCACAAACUCAUUUAUUUGGGGUUUAAUCUUGGGUCUCAUCCAUUCAUUGUGUCUUUAAUGCUGCCUGCCUUUUGAGGCAUUCGCUGCCCCUAGACAGUGCCACCAGAAGUAGCAGGGGGGAUGCCAGAUGAAAUCAACUCUUGCUCAUCCUGGUUGUCAGCUUCUGUGGAUAACCCACCACAGCUGCAGGAGUCCCCUUGCCUGGGUGUCACUGGGCCAGUUCAUUCUUGUUAAAUCAGACUGGUAAUGGCUCCCAAUCUCUGUCACAUCAAAUUUAAAUUGCUAACUAUGUUUUGAGCAUCAUGUUCUUUGUUUGCCCCAUAAUAUGCUCCCUGAUCCCAGUUUUUACUAUCAGCCCUUCCAGUUUUAUUUAGUAUAUGUUCUCAGAGUGACACCCUUUUUCAUUUUCUGGGACAACCCUUCCAGCCUUUUUGGCAAAAUCAAAUUUUUCUUCUCCUUGGAAACAUUCUACUCCAGCCCUGCCCCCAUCCCACUGCACCCCCCUUGCUGGCUCUGCUUAGCAGUCCGUCCCCUCUGGCUGGCUGCCUCUUCAUCCCUCCUCACCUUUCCUGGUACUCUAUGUGUCUAUUCUCAGUUCUCUUGGCUUUUUUGUCUUGAUCCUUCACUUGAUUUUUAACAUCCCUUCCAUAGUGAGCUUUCUUCCCUCCUGUCAUCCUGUAGCAUUUUGCAAACAUUAGAAGAUCAGAACAUCAGUUAGAUCAGUGGUUUUCAACCCUUUUUAUCUUACAGCACACUUGAACCUAUAGUUAAACUUCCACAUAGCACACUUAAAUUAUGUUGAUCCCCAAAACAGAGUAAAUAAAAGAAUAUACUUACUGUGCUUUGAAUUUCUUUAAAAAAUAAUUUUAUUAAUGAUCUUUACAAUUUUUCAUGGCACACCAGUGUGCUACAGCACACCAGUUGAAAAUCACUGAGUUAGAUGAUUGAGAGUUUUCUGUAUUUAAAUUUUUCACCAUUUUUAAUAGGGUGAGCUAGGGAGAUUUGAGGGGUUCUUUUAGGUUUUUUGUUUGUUUUUGUUCUGUUUGAGAAAUUCACAUGUUCUAAAAACUGUAAAAGGUAAUGAUUUUUCACUCGGAAACUCUAGGUCCAUUCUGUUUAAAUUCCUGAAAAUUUUAGAAUUAAAAUAAUGGGGCCAUCCCAUAUUUGGGAGCAUUGCUCUUUUUAGGAUGCUGUCAUCAGUUUAGUAAGUGACCAAAUUGUGAUUUGAGUUAAUAAAACUCAAAAAGUUAUAAGCUUAUUCCUCUCUCUCACUAAUAAAAAUUAAGCUCUAUUAUCACAUGUAGAUUUCCGUGUUUUAAAAAUGGGUAUUCAGAAGUGUGGGUCUGCAGUGUAUGUAUGGAAAUGCACAGCCCUUUAUUUACUUGGUACUGAAAACUGGAGAAGUGAUUGUCGGGCAACCCUUUCUAUUGUAUUUUAUUUGAUUGAGAGGUUUUUUUAAGGAUGUGUCAUAUUUUCAAAAUUACUAACUGCCAUCACCCACUGGAGGUCCUUCGUUAAAUCAUUCUCAGUGGCUAAUAGGGAUAAGCCAGGUAACUUUGAAGAGAUGAGCAGUAAAUGGUGAUAAGGUUUUUCUGGCCUCAGCUUUGCCAGCUUUCCCGUCAAUUUAGCCUUUUGAAAAAAAGAAAGCAUUUGUAAUAAGCUUCUCUGUAAGACAACAUCAGUGGAAUCUUAAAAGUGUUGUUAUCGUGGUUGGCGACAGAGGAAAACAGUUUUUUGUUUUUAUCAAAUGGAGCAUUAUUUACAAAAAAGCCAUUGUUGAGAAUUAGAUCCCACAUUGUAUAAAUAUCCAUUAACCAUUCUAAAUAAAGAGAACUCCAGUGUUGCUAUGUGCAAGAUCCUCACUUGGGGGCUUUUCUGCACAGCGAUUAAAGGUGUACUAUUUGUCAGUAGCCAUUUUUUUGCAGUGAUUUAAAGACCAAAGUUGUUUACAGCUGUGUUACUGUUAGAGGUUUUCUUUUUUUUAAUAUAUGUAUUAAAUCAAUUUAUCCCUGUUUGAAGCUUUGAAUAUCUGCAAUCUUUGCCAAGGUACUUUUUUUAUUUAAAAAACAUAACUUUGUAAAUACUAUACUGUAAUAUUAUAUAUACUUAAUAAAACAUUUUAAGCUA
Nycticebus coucang (slow loris) is the source of this 5387-nucleotide messenger RNA. It is a transcript of the gene CD47, whose product is annotated as CD47 molecule. The record is from RefSeq and is a predicted model, not a curated record. Lineage: Eukaryota; Metazoa; Chordata; Mammalia; Primates; Lorisidae. Gene Ontology annotation, molecular function: thrombospondin receptor activity. Gene Ontology annotation, cellular component: extracellular exosome; plasma membrane. Gene Ontology annotation, biological process: positive regulation of inflammatory response; positive regulation of phagocytosis; positive regulation of cell-cell adhesion. The coding region runs from base 145 to 1233 and encodes 362 amino acids. The transcript is spliced from 13 exons.